This is a messenger RNA of Setaria italica (foxtail millet), 1215 nucleotides long. RefSeq lists its product as uncharacterized. The transcript is spliced from 2 exons. The coding region runs from base 230 to 814 and encodes 194 amino acids. The record is from RefSeq and is a predicted model, not a curated record. Gene Ontology annotation, cellular component: membrane. NCBI's taxonomy places the organism in Eukaryota, Viridiplantae, Streptophyta, Magnoliopsida, Poales, Poaceae.
CCAGGCCAGGGGAAGGAAGGAAGAAGACCACAGACGGACAGACACACACAAGCAGGCUGCAGACAGACCCGGCCAGGCAAUCGCAAUUCUUCCCCUUCCUCCAGCGCAUCGGCAUCGCAGCGCAGCGCCGCCCGCCCCCACCACGUCGGCAUCGCCUCGCCGCCAACACCCAACUCGGAUCUCCCUCUCCGCCGCCCCCGCCCCCGCCCCGCCUUGGGGCUUGCCUCGGAUGCUCCCGGCCUCGCACCCGCUGCUCUACGCCUGCGUCUUCCGCGACACCCACCUCGUCGCCGAGCUCCCCACCGACGCCGACGACCUCCCCCCGCUCGCCGCAGCCCUCCUCGCCGCCGCGCCGCCGCACCACCGCCACCUCACCCACUCCGCCGCCGGCCGCGCGCACGCGCUGCUCCUCGCACCCCCGCUCGCGCUCGCCGCCGUCUCGCGGGCGCCGCACCUCCCGGCCGCGCAGCUCCUGCUCUUCCUCCGCCACCUGCGAUGCCUCCCCGAGGACAGGAUGCGGGACGAGAUGCCGCGCCUCGCGAUGCGCCUCCCGCUCCCGCCCGACGACGAGGCCGCGCUCGCGCGCGAGGAGCACGACGUCGCCGCCGCAGAGGCCGAGGCCGAGGAGGCGGCCAGGAGGGACGCUGAGCUCGCCGCGCGGAGGACGCCCAAGCGGGACCACCGGGGAGGCGCCGCCGCCUGGGCCUGGAGGCGCCAGCUCUGGAUGGUCAUCCUCGUGGAUCUCGUCCUCCUCGCCGUCCUCUUCGCCGCAUGGCUCGCGGUCUGCAGGGGAUUCAGCUGCAUUGGCCGGUAAAUAGCUACACAAAUUUCCAAGGCUGCAGCUCUAAUUUUAAGCAAGAAAUCUGGAGUGCAGUUGUUUCUCCGAUGUUAAAGUGGGUGAUACCAUAGCGUGGUUGCAAGCUGCCAAUAUUUGCAUGGAAAGGCACUUCGGCCCCCCCGCAUGUUGUUGCGUCCUUAUUGUAUGAAUCAUGUUUAAAAGUGAAGGCCAACAGUCUUGCUAGACUUGAUAUGUUUGAAUUUGUUGGUUUGGUUAAGGUGAUCUGUAAACCCUGUAGUGCAAUUUUUUGGUUCAAUUUUAUAUACGAAGCAAAUGUUGAGAUUUUGCCCCAUUGGUCCUGUUUCCCCUGCAUUUUGACCAGGGCAGACUCUGGUACAUGUGAAUCUUUUACUGUCAUAACCUUUGUCAGACUUGCU